Messenger RNA from Phascolarctos cinereus (koala), 869 nucleotides. RefSeq names its product ubiquinol-cytochrome c reductase complex assembly factor 6 (gene UQCC6). NCBI's taxonomy places the organism in Eukaryota, Metazoa, Chordata, Mammalia, Diprotodontia, Phascolarctidae. Gene Ontology annotation, biological process: mitochondrial respiratory chain complex III assembly. The record is from RefSeq and is a predicted model, not a curated record. Gene Ontology annotation, cellular component: mitochondrion.
GCGCAGCCUUAGACCCUCCGGCGCAGACUGACUCCUCGGGGGUGCGCGCGCAACUCUGGCGCUCCCGUCCGGACUGACUCCUCCGGGGUGCGCGCGCAGCCCAGAACCUUCCUGCCCGGGCUCGCGCGAGCUGCACCCAGGGGCUCCCCGGGGUGCGCGCGCCGCCGCCCGGGCUCCAGCUUGGGCUGCAGCCAGUCUCGAGGUUCUGCCUGUGAGUUGCGGUUUAAACUAGAGCACGUGUUGCAGACCGCCAGGCCCCGGAAGGCUCUGCACUGAGCUGACCUUGACCUUCCGGCCCGGCCCCCCAGGAGCUGCGUUCCAAAAGCCGGGUCUUUCAAGCAAGCAUCCAUUGCUUAGCGCUGGGAUUAACACUUAGACCCAGCCCCGCCCCGAGCUCGACAUGCCUGCGGGCGUGCCGUGGCCCACGUACCUGAAAAUGGUGGCGGCCAGCAUGGCGGCCAUGCUGGCGGGGGCAGAAGUGGUGCACAGGCACUACCGACCCGAUCUGACUGUACCUGAAGUCCCCCCAAAACGUGGUGAACUCAAGACAGAGCUUCUGGGGCUGAAAACCAGAGAAGAGCGAGAUCAGAUUUCUCAUCAGGAGUGAUCUCCACGGGCAGCAUUUGACGCAGAGACUUUCACUGUGUUUUUAUACAUGCGGACAGUCAUUUUCCUUACGCUCGGGGUUCUCCAUGAACAUUAGUAAAUUCAGCUGUAUUUGUGGUAUGACUUGUGUGACCUGAGAACUAUUUGAAUGAACUCUCCUCAGCCUUUGCAAUGUACUUUGGAAGCUAUUUAAGUUGGUUCUGGAUAUAAUGUAAAUUACACGUAAAAUAUUUUGGAAUUAAAACUUUUGUGUUGACUUCUCA